This is a messenger RNA of Torulaspora delbrueckii, 1713 nucleotides long. Its product is annotated as sugar porter family MFS transporter. The coding region runs from base 1 to 1713 and encodes 570 amino acids. NCBI's taxonomy places the organism in Eukaryota, Fungi, Ascomycota, Saccharomycetes, Saccharomycetales, Saccharomycetaceae. Gene Ontology annotation, cellular component: membrane. Gene Ontology annotation, molecular function: carbohydrate:proton symporter activity. Gene Ontology annotation, biological process: carbohydrate transport; transmembrane transport. The transcript has a single exon. The record is from RefSeq and is a predicted model, not a curated record.
AUGUCGGUCAAGGACAAGUUUUUAUUGCGUAAUGUGGAAUAUCACGGGCGGUUGUAUGAUAAGUUCCCAAAAAUUUACAACGUAUAUGCCAUCGGUAUGGUAGCGUGUAUCUCCGGUCUUAUGUUUGGGUUUGAUAUCUCCUCGAUGUCAUCAAUGAUCGGAACGCAUUAUUAUCAGGAAUUUUUUGGGCGUCCCAGUUCAACGGCCCAAGGUGGUAUCACUGCUUCGAUGGCUGGUGGUUCUUUGUUAGGGUCCAUUGUUUCUCCCAACUUUUCUGAUGCGUUUGGUCGUCGUUUCUCGCUUCAUCUAUGUGCAGCUCUUUGGAUUAUUGGUUCGAUUAUCCAAUGUGCAUCUCAGAAUCAAGGCAUGCUUAUUGCUGGCCGUGUGAUCAGUGGUAUGGGGAUUGGGUUUGGUUCUUCUGUUGCUCCUGUGUACUGUUCGGAAGUGGCUCCUCCAAAAAUUAGAGGUACUAUUUGUGGUCUUUUUCAAUUUAGUGUUACUCUUGGUAUUAUGAUCUUGUUCUACAUCGGGUUCGGGUGUCAUUAUAUUAACAGUACUGCAUCAUUCCGUGUGACUUGGGGCUUGCAAAUGGUUCCUGGGUUGAUCCUGUUGGUAGGUACGUUCUUUUUGCCCGAAUCUCCAAGGUGGCUUGCAAACCAUGGUCGUUGGGAAGAAUCCUAUGACAUAAUUGCACGUAUUGGCGCUAAAGGUGAUCGCGAUGAUCCACACGUCAAGUUCCAGAUUGACGAGAUUAAGGAACAGGUCAUGAUUGAUCGGGAAGCUGUCGACUUCAGUUACAAGCAUCUAUUCCGUAAGAAGACUAUCAGGAAGACGAUCGUCGGCGUUUCAGCUCAAAUGUGGCAACAACUUUGCGGUAUGAACGUUAUGAUGUACUACAUCGUCUACAUCUUCAGGAUGGCAGGGUACGGUGAAUCAAUGGUCUUGGUUUCCGGUUCCAUUCAGUAUGUUUUGAACGUUGUCAUGACCAUCCCAGCCCUUUUCCUGGUGGACAAGAUUGGUCGUAGGCCCGUUUUGAUCACAGGAGGUAUUUUGAUGUUUAUUUGGCUUUUCGUUGUUGCCGGAUUGCUAGCGAAUUAUUCAGUGGCAGAGCCUGAUGGAUUCGACGGUGACCAAACUGUUACUAUUAGAAUUCCAGAAUACCACGGGUCUGCAGCUCGGGGUGUCAUCGCUGCAUCCUAUUUAUUCGUGUGUUCUUUUGCACCAACCUGGGGUAUUGGUAUCUGGAUCUACUGUUCCGAAAUUUUCAACAACAUGGAACGUGCUAAAGGGACUGCCUUAUCCGCAUCUGUGAACUGGGCUUUCAACUUUGCUUUGGCAAUGUUCGUCCCAAGAGCCUUCCAGAACAUCUCAUGGCAAACAUACAUUAUCUUUGGUGUCUUCUCGGUAGCAUUGACCAUCCAAACAAUCUUCAUGUUCCCAGAAACAAAGGGCAAGACACUGGAAGAAAUAGAUCAAAUGUGGGCGGACCAUAUUCCAGCUUGGCAAACCGCAUCCUACGUUCCUAUUUUACCGGUCAUGAAGGACAACCAAGGCAGAAAACUGGGCAUUGAUGACAAUGUGGAACAUGUUGAAAAUGUGUCUUGCGGCCCAUCUACCGAAAAAAAUGGUGUCAAGAGUCCAGAAUUAGCAAGCGACAGUUCAAGCAGUGCUUCGAACAGGAACGGUGAGUCUAAGCUCGUGAACCAAGUUUAA